CCUGCAGACCUCCGCGCCUGCGCGCUACGGAGCAGGGUGCCGGCGUGCGGCCGCCAUGUCGCCGCGCAAUGGCCGCCGCACCGGCGCUCACCGGGCCCACUCGCUGGCCCGGCAGUGGAAGGCGAAGCGGCGCCGCCGUGACCUGGACGAGAUCCACGGGGACCUGAAGCCUGAGAACGCCGCUCGGCUGCUGCGGCAGGAGCCCGACCCCGACCUGCCGGGCUGCGCCCAGUUCUACUGCCUCCACUGCGCGCGCUACUUUGUGGACCUGACCAGCAUGAAGGAGCACUUCAGGUCCAAGGUGCACAAGAAGAGGCUGAAGCAGCUGCGGGAGGCCCCGUACACGCAGGAGGAGGCAGAACGUGCCGCCGGGAUGGGCUCCUACAUCCCCCCGAAGAAAGUGGAAGUGCAGACCCAGCCGCUCGAGGAAGUUGCCGAGAUGGAGGCGUCCAGCUGAGCCCAGCGGACCGAGGGGCCGGGCAGCUCCCUAAGGGCGUCUUUGUCCUCAGCUUUCCGAGAAAAACAUGCCCCGGCGCAGCCUGCCAGCAAGCGAACGCUCCGCUCCUCCUGGCAGCCCUCCUCGCCAGAGCACUAACGAGGAGAAGGAGCCAGCGGGCCCCCGGGUGCCCUCACUGUGUCCCCCCUUUCUCGGGGAAGGGGCACGCCGCUUGUUCCCUGAGCGCUGGCGUGACUGUACGCUCGUCUCUUUGCUUUUAGAGCGGUUUUAGGCCUCACUUCUCGGGUCAGGGGUUGACCGUGGUGUGUGGUCGCCCAUUAAAAUGUCGACCAACGUG
Messenger RNA from Tyto alba (common barn owl), 794 nucleotides. RefSeq names its product zinc finger protein 593 (gene ZNF593). Gene Ontology annotation, molecular function: nucleic acid binding; zinc ion binding. The transcript is spliced from 3 exons. NCBI's taxonomy places the organism in Eukaryota, Metazoa, Chordata, Aves, Strigiformes, Tytonidae. The record is from RefSeq and is a predicted model, not a curated record. Bases 56 to 457 code for a protein of 133 amino acids.